Messenger RNA from Trematosphaeria pertusa, 1546 nucleotides. RefSeq lists its product as uncharacterized. Gene Ontology annotation, cellular component: Ino80 complex. Gene Ontology annotation, biological process: chromatin remodeling. Lineage: Eukaryota; Fungi; Ascomycota; Dothideomycetes; Pleosporales; Trematosphaeriaceae. Bases 407 to 1165 code for a protein of 252 amino acids. The record is from RefSeq and is a predicted model, not a curated record. The transcript is spliced from 3 exons.
GAUGCCUUUAGCGAUCAAGACGCCGCCGUGCGCAAAGCAAAACCCGCCCGCCCAUCAUGCAAAGGCCUUGCAAACCCUCACGGCCGCCCCGGCCGCGCUUCCUCCCUCACCCACCCGCACCCCCCUCUCAUCGUCGCUUUCCCAUCCGCUGCAUCACCGCCCCGUGAGUGGACGCGCGAGCGACCCUGAACUAGACAGCGCUCAGGUUCGGUCCUAGCCACAGCCUUAGACAAGCGCUGCAAUAGGCACGCAACCCAGCGGCUGACAAUAAAACCACGGCAGCCCCAACGCCGCGACACACCACCGCCAAACCCUCACCACCACACCGUCGCGACAUCACCACCACCACGGCGCGCCUGCUGCACGCCGCCCACGACCUCGUCGACGCCGCCGCCGCCCCGACACAAUGUCCACCUCCAAGACGGCCACGGCGAAGUCCAAGAUCAUCGUCCUGCCACUGCCAUCAGAGCUGCUGUCCAAGUUUCCCCACGAGCCGUCGUCAAAAUCCUCCGAAUCGUCCAAGCCAGCGUCGUCGCCAGACACGCCGGCCCAGGUCGUCGAGCCCACGCCGACCGACACUCCCAACGGCUCUUCGACGCCCAUGAAUGGCACGAGCAAUGGCCUGCUCGCACCGCCGGCCGCUGCGCCAGGAGGCAAGCGAAAGGCUGUCCCUGGACCAAAGACCGCCGCGAAGAGAGGCGCGGCCGCCAUGGACGGCGGCCCCAAGCCACGGGGCAAGCCGGGUCCCAAGAAGAAGCAGAAGCUCGGCGACAUGAUCAACGACCCAAACAACAAAGGACCCUUUGCCGCCCCGGCGCCCGUACAGAAGCUGGGACCAAAGGCCAACAUGGGUGCCAUCAACGCCGGCCUGCGUGCCCUCGACCGAACGGGCAAGCCAUGCCGCAAGUGGGAGAAGAAGGGCUUCUCGAUCCGCAGCUUCACUGGCGUCGCCUGGGAUGUUCCCACCUGGAGAGCGCCAAAGAAGGCUGCCGUGUUUGCCGAAGACGUGAAAAGCGAUACCACAGGCUCGAGCGAUACCAAGAUCAAGGACGAGAGCAGUGCUAUCAGUGAGAAGAGCGGCGCCAAUGGCGAUGCAAGUACCCCAAUACCACCGCCGCUGAACGGUCUCGCAAGCUCGCCGACGCCUGUUGCUGCCGCUUCAUAGGCCGUCACACAUCUCGGCAUGGAUGGUUCCUGAGCUAUGCAUCCCUACAUACUUUUGCUACUUGCGUUUUUCGCAUUCGAACGGCGUCAUUAGCUUGCGUUUGGGCAGUUGGGCCCACUUUUAUCUUCUACAUAGCUGUGUUUCUACCUCAAUUUUGGGCAUGUUCGGCGUCUCGGGGGGUCCACCGACGUGUCUGGGUCAAAACGGAUUCUUUCUUCGGCGUCUGGAUAUGAUAGUGACGGGUCGGUACCUGAACCUGGCGCGUGACCGCUCGUGUCUGGAGUAGGCCAGGCCAUGAGGGACGGUACUGGACAUGGUAGUAGUAGGACCCAUGUAUUUGCAUAGAAAGAGAUUUAACGCGCUUCGAUACGGACUUUUCAG